AGCGUCCAGCUGCCGGACCGACCUCCAGCCUCGUAGACCGCGGGAGCGGCGCGGGGCCCCCUCCCCCCACCUCCCCAGCCCACCCUCAGAGCUUCCCGAGCCCCCUCCCCGCUCCCUGCAACUGUGCUGCACAUGGUGAUGAGCUUCCGGGUGUCUGAGCUUCAGGUGCUGCUCGGCUUUGCUGGCCGGAACAAGAGUGGACGGAAGCACGAGCUCCUGGCCAAGGCCCUGCACCUCCUCAAGUCCAGCUGUGCCCCCAGUGUCCAGAUGAAGAUCAAAGAACUAUAUCGCCGCCGCUUUCCCCGGAAGACCCUGGGGCCCUCUGAUCUCUCCCUGCUCUCUCUGCCCCCCGGCACCCCUCCUGUCGGCUCCCCUGGUCCACUAGCUCCCAUUCCCCCGGCCCUCUUGGCCCCUGGCCCCCUGCUGGGCCCCAAGCGUGAAGUGGACAUUCACCCCCCUCUGCCCCAGCCCGUGCACCCUGACGUCACCAUGAAACCAUUGCCCUUCUAUGAAGUCUAUGGGGAGCUCAUCCGGCCCACCACCCUCGCGUCCACUUCUAGCCAGCGGUUUGAAGAGGCACACUUUACCUUUGCCCUCACACCCCAACAAGUGCAGCAGAUUCUCACCUCCAGAGAGGUUCUGCCAGGAGCCAAAUGUGACUACACUAUACAGGUGCAGCUAAGGUUCUGUCUCUGUGAGACCAGCUGCCCCCAGGAAGAUUACUUCCCCCCCAACCUCUUUGUCAAGGUCAAUGGGAAACUGUGCCCCCUGCCGGGUUAUCUUCCCCCUACCAAGAAUGGGGCUGAGCCCAAGAGGCCCAGCCGCCCCAUCAACAUCACACCCCUGGCUCGACUCUCGGCCACUGUUCCCAACACCAUCGUGGUCAACUGGUCAUCUGAGUUUGGACGGAACUACUCCUUGUCUGUGUACCUGGUGAGGCAGUUGACUGCAGGGACCCUCCUACAAAAACUCAGAGCAAAGGGUAUCCGGAACCCAGACCACUCUCGGGCACUGAUCAAGGAGAAAUUGACCGCUGACCCGGACAGUGAGGUGGCCACUACAAGUCUCCGGGUGUCACUCAUGUGCCCGCUAGGGAAGAUGCGCCUGACAGUCCCUUGUCGUGCCCUCACCUGCGCCCACCUGCAGAGCUUCGAUGCUGCCCUUUAUCUACAGAUGAAUGAGAAGAAGCCAACGUGGACAUGUCCUGUGUGCGACAAGAAGGCUCCUUAUGAAUCUCUUAUCAUUGAUGGCUUAUUCAUGGAGAUACUUAAUUCCUGUUCGGAUUGUGAUGAGAUACAGUUCAUGGAAGAUGGAUCCUGGUGCCCAAUGAAACCCAAGAAGGAGGCAUCUGAGGUUUGCCCCCCGCCAGGGUAUGGGCUGGAUGGCCUCCAGUACAGCCCAGUCCAAGAGGGCAAUCCAUCAGAGAGUAAGAAGAAGGUUGAAGUUAUCGACUUGACAAUAGAGAGCUCAUCAGAUGAGGAGGACCUGCCCCCGACCAAAAAGCACUGUCCUGUCACCUCGGCUGCCAUUCCGGCUCUACCUGGAAGCAAAGGAGUCCUGACAUCUGGUCACCAGCCAUCUUCGGUGCUACGGAGCCCUGCCGUGGGUACACUGGGCGGGGACUUCCUGUCCAGUCUCCCACUACAUGAGUACCCACCUGCCUUCCCACUGGGGGCGGAUAUCCAAGGUUUAGAUUUAUUUUCUUUCCUUCAGACUGAGAGUCAGCACUAUGGUCCCUCCGUCAUCACCUCGCUAGACGAACAGGAUGCCCUUGGCCACUUCUUCCAGUACCGAGGGACCCCUUCCCACUUCCUGGGCCCACUCGCCCCCACACUGGGGAGCUCUCACCGCAGCACCACUCCAGCACCCCCUCCUGGCCGCGUCAGUAGCAUUGUGGCCCCUGGGGGGGCCUUGAGGGAGGGGCAUGCGGGACCCCUGUCCUCGGGUCCCUCUUUGACUGGAUGCCGGUCAGACAUCAUUUCCCUGGACUGAGUCCCUUGGAUUAUGGAAACUUCACUGAGCAAGUGCGCUGUGGGGUCCAGACCCCUGGCCACUCCAACCCCUCAGGGGGCUUUGGCCAAAGGCCAGAAAGACCUUCAUGGAUGCCUGUUUUGGGCCUUAUCUCUGCCUGACAAGUCCAGCACCCAAAGGGUUAAUAUUUAACCUCUUUUUAAGGACAUUUGGGUUCUAUUUUUGGAAAUGUUCUUUAGAUGGUUGGCACAUUCCUUUGGGUAUGUUAACCUAGGCAGCGGGAGGCACGUGUGUGAUGGGGUGUGAGUUGGGAGAAGGGCUGAAUCCACUAGAGCCUGGGGGUGGGGUGGAGGGCAGGGGCCUUUCUCUUGUCCUCUAGAGCUCUCUCUUCCCCAAACCUAUGGUUCUGUUCCUUCCCUACAUCCAUGGUCUCUUCAUGUCCAUUCCAUUCUCUUCGGCCAGACAGACAAGUGGAGAAGCUAAGACAGGCCGACACAUGGACAGAGAACUCUAUUUUGGGUUGCAGAUUUUUUUGUACAUAAACAAGAAAAACCAAAAUACUCCAAAGAUGACUUCCCCUGCUUCCUACUUCCCAGUGUGACUGCGGAGGAGAUAAGGCCUUAGCUCUGAUCCCCAGGGGUUUGGGAGCAGGGCCUGGCCUAUUGCCUGGGUCUCUAUUUAUAUAUUUAAGUGCACAGUGUUUCCUAUGCUGACCAGCUUGGGCCAUGAGCUGCUAAAGGCCCGUGGCCCCAGGGUUAGGUCUGGCUCAUUCUGCACCUUUUCUGGGAGGUGGGAGGACUUCAUGCUCUCCCCAUUCUCCUUUUUCAGGCUCCUCUGGGGCUUAAGACCUACGUUGUAAUUUUACUUUUUAUUCCCAAAGUUGUAGCAAAGUUCUUAUCUACAAUAAAGGUUGUGAAUGUUC
This is a messenger RNA of Prionailurus viverrinus (fishing cat), 2893 nucleotides long. It is a transcript of the gene PIAS3, whose product is annotated as protein inhibitor of activated STAT 3. The transcript has 14 exons. The record is from RefSeq and is a predicted model, not a curated record. Gene Ontology annotation, biological process: regulation of transcription by RNA polymerase II; protein sumoylation. Gene Ontology annotation, molecular function: SUMO ligase activity; zinc ion binding; transcription coregulator activity. Bases 133 to 1992 code for a protein of 619 amino acids. NCBI's taxonomy places the organism in Eukaryota, Metazoa, Chordata, Mammalia, Carnivora, Felidae.